Molecule: messenger RNA, 874 nt
Organism: Lutzomyia longipalpis
Lineage: Eukaryota; Metazoa; Arthropoda; Insecta; Diptera; Psychodidae
Gene: PSMG1
Exons: 2
Coding region: 96-791 (231 amino acids)
Biological process (GO): proteasome core complex assembly
Cellular component (GO): endoplasmic reticulum
Molecular function (GO): proteasome binding
Source: RefSeq, a predicted model, not a curated record
UGAAACAUGUGUUUCAAUAACAUUACUUCCGCUUCAACAAAAUCAGCAAUUUUUGUUUAUCACCGGAAUUAAUUUUGUGAUUUUUACCAGAAAAAAUGGAAGUGGAUUUUGGAGAAAUCUUAGAGCCAGUGUCUCGAGCUUUCUGGGAUGACUACGACGAUCUCAAUGACAAUGAAGAAUUUAAAAGUCCAGAAUGGAAUGCAGAAGCAAAAGAUGUGGUUUGUCCUGCAAACACAAAUUCCUUUAUUGUUCUUGAGGGAGAUAAAAUUGAAGAGUUGAUGAAGCUGCUAAUUCUCAAAGACAGAAAUCCCAUUGCUAAACUAAAAUCAGGAAAAGUCUCUCUGUACCAUCUUCCAAAUGAGAAGACUGUGGUUUGUCUAUCUGAGGAGAAAAACCUCAAUUACUAUGGGCCAAUAACUGAAUUGUUGAAGCCAUUCCUUGAGAAGAUUCCUCAGGUAUGCAGUAUUUCCAUUCAGCCAAGCUCUCUUCACAAAGGUCCCAGGGAAGUGGAUACUGAUAAAGUAUCAUUUAUUCGUGGCAUUGAUUCCCACCUGGCGGAGAUUACACCCUUGAAGGAACCGAAUUUUAUAACUGGAAUCUGUGCUGGAGUUGCAUCUUGGCGGAAGUUCAACAAUCUCCCAACUCCUUGCUAUGUUGUCUACGUUGAGGCUCUCCGAUUGGAUUCCCAAACAAUUGAACCUCUUGUACAUGUUCUCAGCAAAAUUGGGCUUUCCUGCCAAGACAUCCGUAAUGUUAACAUCAAAGCAUCCGAAUCCAAUCUGUACAUGUAAAUUGAUCAUUGCUUCGCUACCUCCUCAAUAAAAAAAAUAAAAAAGAAGAAAUAAAACUACAUGAAUAAAAAUUUUAAAUCAAA